GAGAAUUGCGGGACCGAGACGCCGACGGCCGUCGGCGCCGUCGAACAGCGGCGCGCUCCACGGGCCCGCGCGCCGUGCGACACAACAACCCCCAUAAAUCACCUCUAGACCACUCUCCUGAAACCCCUAAACCACGCGCCGUAAAAAAUGUCCGUCGUCUCGAGCAGCGACGCCGGCGGGCCCUGGGGCUACGACAAGCGGCAGCAGCUCGCCGCGCGCGUCACGGAGCUCAACGCCGAGGGCCUGCGGCGCGUGCUCGUGCUCAUCUUCGGCGACGCGCCCAUGCGGCCCAACGACGAGUUCACGGUCGACUUCGAGCGCCUCGACGCGCCGAUCUGCGACGUGCUGGACGACUACGUCGGCGCGGCGGCGGACGACCGCGCGUUCCGCCGCGCGCGCGCGGCCCUGGGGCUCGACGCGUCGCCGCCGCGCGACGUCGCGCCCCUGCCGGACAGCCCCGCGCCCAAGGCGCCCGCGCCGGCGCCGGCGCCCGCGGCGGCGGAAGCGCCGGAACCGUCGCCCUCGAAGAAGCGCGGCCACCGGGAGGUCGAGAUGCUCUCGGCGGGCCCCCCUCCCUCCAAGUUCGUCAAGAAGAAGAAGGUCGACCCCGCGGUCAAGGCCGCCGCGGACGCGAAGAAGAAGGCCGAGGCCAAGGCCAAGGCGGAAGCGAGGGCGAAGGCGAAGGCGGAAGCCGAGGCCAAGGCCGCCGAGGCCAAGCGCCAGGCCAAGGCCAAAGCCGAGGCCGAGGCCGCCGAGGCCAAGCGCCGGGCCGAGGCCGAGGCCGCGGCCGAGGAGGCGAAGCGGAAGGCGAAGGAGGAGAAGGCGAAGAAGGCGCGCGAGGCCAAGGAGGCGCGCGAGGCCGACGCGCCGGCGGACGAGGCCCUGGCGCGCAUGGCCCUGCUCCAGGCCGCGGCCAAGGCCACGUUCGGCGCGCUGCCCGCGCGGCUCGAGGUCCGGGGCGGCGGCGGCUACGAGGCGGCGUCGGUCAUCGCGCAGGCGAAGCGCGGCGCGAGCCACCGGCACCUCGCCCUCUUCGACGGCGACCUGAGCCUCCAGUGGCUCGACGCGUCGGGCCCCCGCAAGGCCAAGUGGCGCGCGGUCGACGCCGCGCGGGCCGCGCCGUCGGCCGCGGGCGUCGGCCCCGCUACCUGCGACGCCGUGCUCUCCUGGCUCGUGUCCCUCGACGUCGCCGAGCCCCUGCUCCACAUGGACCCGCACCUGCGCACGCUCCUGCCGCGCCACGUCGCCAAGUGCCGCGACCUGCCCGGCGGGUCGACGCUCCAGCGGUGCCGCGACCGCCUCGCGCGCCGCGCGUACGUCGACGCGGGCCACUUCGCCGCGGACGUGCGCGCCGUCCACGCCACGGUCCUCGCCCUCUGCGCCAAGACGCCGCCGCCGUCCUGGCGCGCCGACGGCGGCACCGCGCGGCGAUCCGGCCCGGACCUCGAGACGAUCCUCCACUGCGCGCAGGUCUUCGCGUCCGCCUUCGAGACCAAGUGGGCCGCGGUCCUCGCGACUUCCUCGUCGGCACCCGGCGGGCCCGACGCGCGCGCCGCGGCGGCGGCCUGGCGCGCCGAGCGGUCGCGCGCGCCCGCGGCCGCGGCCGCGGACGUCGCCGGCGGCGCGGUCCCCGCCCGGGAGGCCGCGCUCGGCCGGGCCGUCGAGGUCUACUGGGACGGCGAGGACGAGUGGUUCCGGGGCGUCCUCGCCAAGUACCGCGACCGCGACGACAAGCACUGGUGCGACUACGACGACGGCACGUCCGAGUGGAUCCGCCUCGCGGACCACGCGGUCCGCCUCGCGACGGGCGACGCGGCCGUGGGGGCGCCGCCCGCCGGCGACGGCGACGGCGGCGACGACGCGGCGGCGGGGGGCGUGUCCUGCCAGAAGCUCGGCAUGCUCGUCUGGGCCAAGUCGGGCGCGUACCCGUGGUGGCCCGGCGAGGUCUGCCUCCAGACCGUCGACGAGAUCAUGGACGCGUUCCCGCCGGGCGCGGGCGGCGACGGCGCCCACGCGCGCAAGUGCACGGUCCUCUACUUUGGGGAGACCCAGUUCGACAUGGUCGAGCCCGAGAGCCGCGUCCGGCCCUUCGACGCCGCGAACCCGCGCGAGCUCGCCAAGGUCAAGCCCCCGGCGGACCUCAAGCUCGCCAUCAAGCUCGCCAUCGCCCGGUCCAAGGAGCUCCGGGCCUCGGGCGCGGACGACGACGGGGGGAGCCUCGCGCUCUAAGGCGCUUUCGUGC
Aureococcus anophagefferens is the source of this 2242-nucleotide messenger RNA. Its product is annotated as expressed protein. The record is from RefSeq and is a predicted model, not a curated record. The annotation marks the transcript as partial. NCBI's taxonomy places the organism in Eukaryota, Pelagophyceae, Pelagomonadales, Pelagomonadaceae. The transcript has a single exon.